Molecule: messenger RNA, 1653 nt
Organism: Erigeron canadensis
Lineage: Eukaryota; Viridiplantae; Streptophyta; Magnoliopsida; Asterales; Asteraceae
Product: probable amino acid permease 7
Exons: 8
Coding region: 87-1574 (495 amino acids)
Cellular component (GO): plasma membrane
Source: RefSeq, a predicted model, not a curated record
UCUGGAAUCUGGGUGAUCAAAGUCAAAUGCUCCAAGAUUCAUCUUAACUGCAAGAAUCUGAAAAGAUUCUAAGAAUUAGAAACAAGAUGAUCGCCGAAGAAGAUGGUUACGAAAAUGAAGAGGAGGCGGCUCCAAUGUUGCAGCUGUCUCCUUUUAGUCACACUGUUGAUUUAAUGUCCUUUUUUUAUAUCUCGAUAGAUGUCAUAGUCGAACGUGAACUCAUCCCUCAAGUUUCUGUUAUUGAUGAUCACAAGAACAUAAUAAGAACAGGAACAUUAUGGACUACGAUUGCUCACAUUAUAACUGCAGUGAUUGGAUCUGGUGUACUUUCUUUGGCGUGGAGCGUUUCACAGCUAGGUUGGAUUGGAGGGCCCGUUGCGUUGUUCUGCUUUGCUUUUGUAACCUAUGUGUCUUCGUCUCUUUUAUCAGAUUGCUACAGGUCACCUGAUCCAGUAACUGGAGCUAGAAACCGCUCUUAUACUGAUGCAGUUAGAGUUAUCCUAGGCGAAAAACAGGCAUUGUUAUGCGGUUUGCUUCAACUUUUGAACUUCUAUGGGACUGGUGUUGCUUAUGUGGUUACCACCGCAACUUGUAUGAGGGCAGUUCAAAAAUCAAAUUGUUACCAUAAAAAUGGGCAUGAGGCUUCUUGUGAGACUGAUGGGAACGUCUAUAUGUUUUUGUUUGGAGUUAUACAGAUUGUUAUGUCACAAAUACCCGAUUUUCAUAGCAUGAUGUGGGUAUCUGUUAUUGCUGCCAUCAUGUCAUUUUGUUACUCAUCGAUUGGCUUUGGACUUGGUGUAGCUCAAGUGAUCGAAAAUGGUAAGGUCGAUGGAAGCAUCUAUGGAGUCUCGGCUGUUAGUGUACCAGUGAAACUAUGGUUAACUUUUCAAGCAAUCGGUGAUGUGGCAUUCGCCUAUCCAUAUUCAUUAGUUUUUCUUGAAAUACAGGAUACCCUGAAGUCACCACCAGAAAACAAGGUUAUGAAAAAGGCAUCAGUUAUUGCGAUUAUUGUGACAACCUUCUUCUACCUUGGAUGUGGAUGUUUUGGGUAUGCAGCUUUUGGUGACAAUACACCAGGAAAUCUUUUGACUGGAUUCGGGUUUUAUGAGCCUUACUGGCUCAUUGACUUUGCUAACGUGUGCAUCAUUCUACAUCUAGUCGGAGGAUACCAACUAUACAGCCAGCCGGUGUAUGCAUAUGCAGAGAGAUGGUUAGAAGAGACAUUCCCAGAAAAUGUAUAUCUUAAGAAAUUCUACUGUCUAAAGCUCCCAUUCUUGCCGGAUUUUGAGUUGAAUCUAUUCAGAUUGUGUUUUAGAACAGCAUACGUCGUGUCGACAACUGGAAUCGGGAUGGUGUUCCCAUAUUUCAAUGAAAUACUGGGUCUGUUAGGGGCUUUGAAUCUAUGGCCAUUAGCAAUAUACUUCCCGGUGGAAAUGUACAUACUGCAAACAAAGGUGAAAACUUGGAGCAGAAAGUGGGUGGCUCUACAAACAUUCAGCAGUAUCUUAAUGGUGAUAUCAGCAAUGGCUUUGAUGGGGUCGGUUGCUGGACUCAUAGAUGCGAAGUUUAGCUAAUGAACCACCAUCGCAAACAAUCACAUAUUUAUUGUCUUGAGGAUUUUAUAAGAUUAAAUAUGCAAAAUUGAAAAUUUAG